This is a messenger RNA of Penicillium antarcticum, 840 nucleotides long. RefSeq names its product putative LaeA-like methyltransferase. The coding region runs from base 1 to 840 and encodes 279 amino acids. The transcript has 4 exons. The record is from RefSeq and is a predicted model, not a curated record. Lineage: Eukaryota; Fungi; Ascomycota; Eurotiomycetes; Eurotiales; Aspergillaceae.
AUGCUUGCACCGGUGUACGUCUACAACAUACCCAUCUACAUCGAUACAUUAACAAAAGCACGAGCCUUCAUCAAAAACGGACAUAUCCUCCACCCAUCAAUCCCCACGAAAAACAUAACAGCGGUCGCCGACCUAGGCACAGGAACAGGAAUCUGGCUCGAAGACGUCGCCAAAUGCCUCCCCAAUAACUUAGUCUACCUCCACGGCUUCGACAUCUCAUCCGCGCAAUACCCAUCCGGAAGUGAGAUCCCCCGACCGGGACAUAAUCCUAUUCCGCUGAGCGUACACGACGCACUGCAUCCAUUCCCUACUGAGCAUCAUGGCCGGUACGACCUCGUUCAUAUCCGGCUUUUGACAGCUGGACUGAAGUAUAAGGAUUAUGCAACUGUCUUGGAGAAUGCGAGGGAAUUGUUGAUGCCAAACGGAUACCUCCAGUGGGAAGAAGUAGACCACACAGCCUUCUGCACAAACAGCGUUCCCGAAAAUCCAGCCAUAACCAGACUCCGCCAAUCCGUCAUCGGCGCCAUGCUGAAAUUAGGUCUGUGGCCUUUCGCCCCGCAGCGCGUGCAUGAUCAAGUGUCUGCGGGUGGGUUUCGGGAUAUACAGCGUGUUACAUAUACGGCUGUUGGGAAUAAGGGAAUUAGGGGUAUUUCGCAGAAAUGGGUUGCUGGUGUUAUGCGGGCUCUCGUGCCUGCUUCUAUGGUUGUUACUGGGGAGGCUGGGAAUGAGGGUCAGGCUAAGGAGGUUGUUGAGAGGUUGGUUGAGGAGUUUGAUGAUCAUUGUCUUGGGGCUAGGGUUCUUGUCAAUUUUGGGGUUACUGUUGGUAGGAGGUGUGAUUGA